AUGGCAGAGCUCUCUCUUGUCUUCAUGCAGUGGGGCCGAUGGGUCAACCACAACAUUGACUUAGCCCCUGCCAGUGGUGCAGGAGUGAGCCCAGAGCUUCACUGCGAGACCAAUUGUGCCUUCAAGCCCCCUUGUUUCCCGAUUAAGGUUCCCCCCGAUGAUCCACGGAUGCUGAGGUCAAACUCUUGCAUGCCAUUCAUCCAGUCGGCAUCUGUUUGCAAUCCCAGGACGUUCACUCACGAGCAGAUCAAUGCCGUCAGCUCGUUCAUCGAUGCCAGCACAGUGUAUGGCAGUGAAGACUCAGUGGCAAGGAGUCUUAGGAAUCAGACAAACCAGCUGGGUUUGAUGGCUGUGAACCAGAACUUUACUGAUACGGGGUUGGAAUUAUUGCCCUUUGAAAACAAAACAAAAAGUGUUUGUGUCCUCACCAAUGAGAGCAUGAACAUCCCCUGUUUUAAAGCAGGUGACAGACGGGUAACUGAAAACCUGGGACUUCUGCACACUGUCUUUCUAUGGGAACACAACCGCCUGGUUAGAGAGCUGCGGAAAUUAAAUCCUCACUGGAAUGGAGAAAAGCCUUACCAAGAGAGCCGGAAGAUCACAGCUGCCAUGAACCAGAUAAUAACAUACAGAGAUUACCUCCCACUUCUGCUUGCGGGGGAGAGCAAGUGGAUCCCUUCGUACAGCGGCUACAAUGAGAAUGUGGAUCCUACCGUCUCAAAUGUUUUUUCCCUGGCUUUCCGAUUCGGUCAUACAUCAGUGCAGCCUUUUGUGUCCCCUCUGGAUGACAGUUUUCAGCCUUUGGGUUCACUUUCCCAUGUCCCUCUUCAUAUGACCUUUUGUGCUACAUGGAGAAUUAUAAUGGAAGGUGGCAUCGACCCACUGAUACAGGGCAUGGUGGCUGAUCGUGCAAAACUGAUGAAACAAAACCAGCUGCUCAUUGAGGAGCUCCAGGAGGAGCUCCUUUUUGAACAGACAGAGAUAAUGGGUCUGGACUUAGCAGCCCUGAACUUGCAACAGGGAAGAGACCAUGGCCUUCCAGGUUACAAUGCCUGGAGGCGCUUCUGUGAGCUCUCUCAGCCUCAAAAUGCAGAUGAGCUCUCUGAGGUGCUAGGCAAUUCCAAACUGGCUGAGAAGUUCAUACAGUUGUAUGGGACGCCAGGCAAUGUUGACCUCUGGAUUGGGGCAAUCGCUGAGCCUGCUGUUCCCCAGGGCAGAGUUGGACUCCUGCGGGCCUGCAUCAUUGGCACCCAGUUCAGGAACUUGCGUGAUGGGUACAGAUUCUGGUGGGAGAAGCCAGGAGUUUUCGCUACACCACAAUUGCAUGCACUGAGAAAAAUCUUGCUGUCAAUGGUGAUCUGUGACAAUACUCGUAUCAAAAAGAUACCCAGGGAUGUGUUCAAGGUCAACAGUUGUCCUAAGAACUUCGUGGACUGCCAUGAGAUCAACACGCUUGACCUCUCACCCUGGAAAAGAUGA
Mesitornis unicolor (brown roatelo) is the source of this 1479-nucleotide messenger RNA. RefSeq names its product eosinophil peroxidase-like. Gene Ontology annotation, biological process: response to oxidative stress. Gene Ontology annotation, molecular function: heme binding; peroxidase activity. Lineage: Eukaryota; Metazoa; Chordata; Aves; Mesitornithiformes; Mesitornithidae. The record is from RefSeq and is a predicted model, not a curated record.